Colletotrichum graminicola M1.001 is the source of this 1080-nucleotide messenger RNA. RefSeq names its product DnaJ domain-containing protein. The transcript is spliced from 2 exons. Gene Ontology annotation, molecular function: Hsp70 protein binding. The coding region runs from base 1 to 1080 and encodes 359 amino acids. Gene Ontology annotation, biological process: cellular response to misfolded protein. Gene Ontology annotation, cellular component: endoplasmic reticulum membrane. The record is from RefSeq and is a predicted model, not a curated record. Lineage: Eukaryota; Fungi; Ascomycota; Sordariomycetes; Glomerellales; Glomerellaceae.
AUGCCGAGCGCAACAGCCUCGGGUGCCGACGCGGGCGGCAGCGGCGCCCGCAGCCGCGAGCACAACCAGGGCAACCAGGGUCGGGCGUACACUGCAGAUCAAAAGGCGGCGGUGCUGCGGAUCCGCAAGUGCUCGCCGACGGCCUUUUACGACAUCCUCGGCCUUGAGGAGGUGAAGACGACCGUCACCGAGAGCGAGAUCAAGAAGGCGUACCGCAAGCUGUCGCUGCUGACGCACCCGGACAAGAACGGCCACGAGAACGCCGACGAAGCCUUCAAGAUGGUCAGCCGCGCCUUCAGCGUGCUGGGCGACAAGGAGAAGCGCGAGAAGUUUGAUCGCUUCGGCACGGACCCGGACUCUCGGUUCGGGCAGGCGCAGGCGCAGAACCCGUUCGGCGGGUUCGGCAGGCGGCAAGGAGGAGGCGGCAGCGGCGGAGGUGGAGGAGGAGGCGGCGGCGGCGGCAUGGAGGAGAUGACGCCCGAGGAGAUGUUCCAACGCUUCUUCGGGGGCGGCGGGUUCGGCGGCGGCGGUCCGUUUGGAGGUGGCUUCGACACAGGACCCCAGUUCGUCUUCAACUUUGGCGGCGGACCGGGCUUCAGGGUGCACCAGUUCGGCGGGGCGCGGCCGCGGAGGAGGCCCCGCGAGGCGACGGAGCAGCAGGGCGGCGGGCUGUCGACGCUCAUGGGCCUGCUGCCCAUCCUGCUCCUCUUCGUGUUCCCGCUCAUCUCGAGCCUCUUUAGCGGCGGCGGGCCGGCGGCGCCGAGCAUCGUCUACGACGGGCCCAAGGGGGCCAACACGCUGGGCCGGACGACGCCCAAGCUCAACGUCAAGUAUUUCGUCAACCCCAAGGAGGUCGAGGGCUUCACCAAGGGCAAGCUCAGCCAGCUGGACCAGACGGCCGAGAACAACCUGGUGCGGACGCUGCGGUUCGAGUGCGAGAACGAGCUGAUGGCGCGGCAGCGCAUGUACGACUCGGCGAGCGGCUGGUUCUUCCAGGACCCGGAGAAGAUGCGCCAGGCCGACGCGUUCGAGAUGCCGUCGUGUAAGAGGCUGGAGACGUUCCGCGUGGGGAGGUCAUGA